AUGGCUCCACCGUACAAUUCCAUAUCAUCCUCAUCCAACUCAAUUUCCCCGGGAUCUUUCUCAAUUUUCUGUCGUUUCGCUGAUUCUUUUGUCAUUUUCAGCAGUGUAUACUCAACUAAUUGUGAGUCUCCUAAUCUGGAUCCAAUAAAAAGGUGUCCCGGUGCACAUACAGUAAGACAAUACGCAAUCGACGUCUCCCAAACCCUACUAAACUCCAUCGAUUUGACAGUUGCACCACCAGAUGACGUCACCAGUCUCAGCAAAUACAGUACCCCGUCCCGCCCACCGACUGCGAUCCGCCCAUCUUCCAUGUACACAGAAAGGGAAUUUCGUGAAUCCAUCAUAACAAGAGUUGAGGACGACACCGCACGGAGGGACCGCCUGAUUCAGAUAGACGAUUGUGUUGGAACCGAAGACGAGAGCACCGCCCAGAGGUUUUGGAAUGGGAAGGAGAGAGGUACAGUCCAUUGGGAGAUUCGCUGUCUGCCAGACGACUGCGAAUUGACGAUCGACAAUGUUCACGGAGACACCCAUUAUGCACAUUGUGUCGUAUCGGACGCAGGCUCUGGAAUAAUAGCAUUUUGA
Messenger RNA from Caenorhabditis remanei, 585 nucleotides. RefSeq lists its product as uncharacterized. The transcript is spliced from 2 exons. The record is from RefSeq and is a predicted model, not a curated record. The coding region runs from base 1 to 585 and encodes 194 amino acids. NCBI's taxonomy places the organism in Eukaryota, Metazoa, Nematoda, Chromadorea, Rhabditida, Rhabditidae.